AUGAUGUACGGCUGGGCUGUGGUAUGUCUCUGUGGCUUGGCCACAGGGACUGAGACAAACUGGGAGCUGCUAUCAGCGGUGCAGAGCGGCAAUGCCACAGGCGUUCAGAUGCUGCUCAGCAGCGGCAGCUUCGACAACAACCACAUGCGGUUCAUUUGGGAGGGGGGUAUGGAGGACACCAUGGUCCACCAGGCUGCUCGCCAGGGCCACGCAGAGGUGUUGCAGUUGCUGCUGGAUGCUUGGCCGGAAGGUGUGCAAGCAAGGGAUUAUGGCGGCGCAGUGCCGUUGCAUCGUGCAUUCUGGAGCGAUAACGCGGAUGUCGUUGCACCACUCUUACUGAAGCAGUGGCCAGAUGGGGUGAAGGCUGCUGAUAGCACUGGUUCCCUGCCCUUGCACUGGGCAGUUUCUGACGACAGCGAUCCUGACCCCGAGAUGGCACAACUGCUAUUGAAGCAGUGGCCAGAUGCAGUAAAAGCUGCUGAUAGCCAGGGUUUUCUGCCCUUGCACUUAGCAGUCUUGAUGGUAGCUUUGCAUGACAAUCUUGAGGUGACCCAACUCCUACUCGAUGAAUGGCCAGGUGCGUUGAAGGUUGCAAGCAGGAAUUUUGCGUACCCCCCCGCGGGCCUUCCUCUGCACCUGGCAGCCUACACUGGCAACUUGGAGCUAGUACAGCUCCUGGUGGAGGGCUGGCCCGAGGGGCUCAAUGUGGUUAAUAGCCAUGGUAGAACGCCAUUUGAUGUCGCAGUGUAUUUCGGACAUGAGCAGGAGGCACGUUGGAUUUUGCAGAGAGACCCUCCGUCGUCCUACACUCACAAGGAGGAUUGUGCGAUGCUGAUUGAGCUUGCCUGCAACAGUAGCGAAGUCAGCAGUUCCUGGAAAGAUGCUGCAAGAGAUCUGCGGUGCUCAAACGUGGAAUCUCUUUCGAGGCCAACCUUGCAGUUGUGGCUGGAUGAUUGUGGCGGCAACCCCCAAUGGGCAGACGUCUUUGGCACCCUUGCUGACCGGAUAGAGGAUCCCGAAGCCAAGGAGUUCUUGAAAUCUCGCACAACGUCACAUGACCUGGUUGUCGCAAUGUUGGCCAACUGGCUCAAUUGGGUGGUGCUGAUAUCCGCAACCAUCGCAGCUUUUAUUGUUGUCGGUCUGGAGCUGCUGACCACAAAACUGACGCGUCCAACCAACACUCAACUGAAGGAGCAGGCUGCCGCAGAUCCGUUCCUGCCAGGUGCCAAAGUGUUGGUGGGCCUGGCUUUUUCCAGGCGCUUGUGGCUGCUCAAAUUGUGGCGUUGGCUCGAGGUUUUUGUCGCCAUGUUUUGGUUCGGCUUUGCGCUUUUGGUGAUGCACUGGAUGCUGUGGAUACCCCUGGUGGCAUUUGCUUACGUUGUCCCAGCAGCCUCACUCUACGGAGUGAGGGCGUUAAUCCGAGUGCCAGCACUGGCCGUCAUGACAAAGGGCACGGCAGCACAGGUGAUUGGCUUCUUUCGGACGGCGAUCUUGUCAGGAUGUUUUUUUUGA
Messenger RNA from Symbiodinium pilosum, 1512 nucleotides. The record is from the annotation of a GenBank genome assembly. NCBI's taxonomy places the organism in Eukaryota, Dinophyceae, Suessiales, Symbiodiniaceae.